UGUCCUCAGUUCCCAUGCGAGGUUCCGCUCGGUAUCGUUCAGCCAAGCCACGUCCGAUUGUCUCGAGCGGUGUCAUGUCGCGAGUCAGCCGCCUCUAACGCGAGGAAUCCGGCCGGUGAGAAGUGUGCAGUGAAUCUCCCCACGUGGAAGAGCCCAAGAAACGAUCACAGCAAUGCGGUUCGCCAAGCUGAGACUCUUCACGGCGACGCUCCUCGUCGUCGCGACCCUCGCUAAAGAGGAAAGCUCGUCGUCGAAGAACCGAGACAAACGUCAACAGCUCGCCUUUCUACGAAAGGUGGGUCGUCUGCCGCCGUAUGCGGUGCAAAUGGAACCAAUAGUGCAAUAUUCUCAGAGAGAUCCUUUAUACAAUCCUUUGGCGAGUUCGAAGAACGACGAUUUAUAUGGAGAGACUCCAUCGAGCUAUUAUCAAACGGAACCCGAGCCGAUUAUCGAGAUCAUCAUCAAAGAAUCGAAUGAGACUCUUCCAACUCCGGCGCCGCUACCACUUUCUUCUCAACCGCGACCUACCAAGGAACCCAUCCAGGUCUUCUACGUAAAAUACGAGAAGAAAAAGGGUUAUGGAGAUAAGACUCGCGUCGUUUACGAUCCACCGAUCCCCGCGCUGACACCUGUGGAGGAGCACGAGGAAAUUAAGCCGGACAACCCGGCACCGUAUGGGGAAGAGCCAACGAAUACGGUGACACCGGCACCGCCUCCGGAACCAUCGACGACCUUACGCGCUAUCAUUCGACCCGAUAGCGAAGUGUACCAUUCCGGUAGUAGCGGUAUCCGCGUGACUUUCGGUACCGAGCAAGUGCCACCCAACAAUCAUAACAAGCGUAGCGACUUAGAGACGCCUGCAGGCAGUAUUCAACAGCACGCCAGCAAGCCAACAACGUCGCCGGGAGCGCCGAAAAGACAGCAUGGUCCUUAUCAACCCCUGCAGCCCCCGCGAGUGCCCGCAUUUCCGCAACAGCGUAUUAUCAAUUCAUUCCCGCCGCAACCGCAAAUAACGACAUUCUUGCAACAACAGCAGCAGCAGCAAUCACUGCUGCAGCAUCAAACGUUUCCACCUCAGCAAUCCUUGAGAAAUCCACCACCGCCAUCGCCACCAUCAUCGAGACCACUGCAACGUCAUCCCAUAACUAUUCAGGGUCUCCCGGAAGUGCAACAACGCGCGACGUUCAACAGUUUUGGUCCACCACCGCAUCACGUCAAUAUCAAUCACCCGCAGCAACCGGGAUUCCCACCUGCGCUGUCGGUAUCGCAUCAAAGCGUUCAAGUACAGAAUCGACCAUUGUCGUUGCCACCAAAUAACUUCGCGGAACCGCCCCAGCAACCAUUACCGGUCAGAUCUGGUGGCUUUAAUUCGGAGCAGCAACCGUUAUCCAGACAGAAUGGUUUCAACGUGGAGCUUUUACCACAACCUCCAUUUAAACAGCAGGAAUUGGAGAAACAACGUUACCAUGAGCAACGACGACAGCAAGAGUUAUUGAAGCAACGGGAACAUCAACGACAGCACGAACAGCAGCGACAUCAAGAACAUCAGCGAUUCUUGGAGCAGCAGAGACAGGUCGAGCAACAGAGAUUGCUGGAGCAGCAGAGACAACAGGAACAGCAGAGGCAGCAAGAGCAUCAGAGACUUCAAGAACAACAACGAUUGCAGGAACAGCAACGCUUGCAAGAACAACAUCGGCAACAGGAGCAGCAACAAUUGCAAGAAUUACAGCGCUUGCAGGAGCAACGCAGGCGGAAACAGGAGCAGGAGCUCAAGUUCCUUCAGGAACAACAACGAUAUCGUACACAGCUUAAGUAUAAUCAGGUGCAGCAACCGCAAUUGCAGUCGCAAUUACAGCCACAAUUGCAACCACAAUUGCAGUCACAAUUACAGUCACAAUUACAGCCACAAUUACCAUCCCAACGACCAGGAGGUGAAAUCUUCAAGGCCGUGCCUAAGCUAGAACAGCAUUACGCGUUCCAAGAAAAUCCUCUUCAUCCCGGUCCGUUCCCACCAAAUCCUACGAUAAUUCAAUCAACGGCGUUUCCCGAACUUUCCCAAAAUCAGUUCGUAUCGCCGCAAUCGUUCAGUGCCCUUCGCGAUUCUCAGCAACUGCCUGGGAUUUUAACAAAUCAUUUUAUCUCCGGUGACGGUCUGCAGCAACAGUUAAACACGCAACAAUUAAACCAGCACUUAAACACGAAGCAAUCUCAUCAGAGCAGUCAGCAAAGCUUCUUCUCGCAGACGCUUCCGACAUCGCAACAACGGCCACAAACGACCGCAACGACCACUUUCACUCAGCAACAAUCGAUAUGGGGCCGACCAUUGUUCCAGAAUAAUCCCUCGCAGAAGAUCUACGCGACACCGGUUAGUCCCUCCGAAGAGUUCAACUCACCGCCGACCGCUAAAACGUUCUUACCGACAACUACAAGUACGACUACAACCACAACCACCACCACCACGACUACCGAAGCAUCGACCACGACGACGCUCUCGCCGAAUAAGGCCGCCAAGAUCAAAGAGAACAUUGCGAAUCUACCGGACGAGGUGCCAGACGACAUUAGGGAGCAGCUGUUGAGCUCCGGUAUUUUAGGCAACGCCGACAUCCAGAUCCUCGACUAUGACAAGAUCGGUGAUAUUCCGAUCGAGAAACUGCCGCCGGAAGCUCUGUCGAAUUUCUACGGCGCCGGAGGCGGUGCGGCGAUCGCCGCCGGCAGCGAGCCCGUGCCGACGGUCGUCAAGAGGCCGUCGUUUAAGACAGCGCAGAAGAAGGUGACGAGUCUGACUCCCGCUAUCAAUCGUGGUAGCAACUCGACCAAGUUCGAGCAAGCCACCUUGCGGCCCGGUGGCGUGGAGAUGAAAGUAGUACGCUUCGAUCCGAAUACGGAGCAAGGCCGGGCCGUGGCGGAGCAGCAUAUACGGGACGACGCGACCCGGCUGGAGCCGGUGACCGUGGGAACGCGCGGGGAUGUCUCACAGUACAAUCGUUAUCUG
Trachymyrmex cornetzi is the source of this 2992-nucleotide messenger RNA. Its product is annotated as probable basic-leucine zipper transcription factor Q. The transcript has 2 exons. NCBI's taxonomy places the organism in Eukaryota, Metazoa, Arthropoda, Insecta, Hymenoptera, Formicidae. The annotation marks the transcript as partial. The record is from RefSeq and is a predicted model, not a curated record.